Messenger RNA from Sus scrofa (pig), 819 nucleotides. It is a transcript of the gene KLK8, whose product is annotated as kallikrein related peptidase 8. Gene Ontology annotation, molecular function: serine-type endopeptidase activity. Gene Ontology annotation, cellular component: secretory granule. Gene Ontology annotation, biological process: memory; proteolysis; neuron projection morphogenesis. The record is from RefSeq and is a predicted model, not a curated record. Lineage: Eukaryota; Metazoa; Chordata; Mammalia; Artiodactyla; Suidae.
AUGGGAUGCCCCCCGCCUGCUGCCGUCUGGAUCUGGACGUUCCUGCUCUUGCUAUUGGAAGCCUCAGCAGGACAUUUGAGGGCACAGGAGCCCAAGGUGCUGGAGGGGCAGGAGUGCCAGGCCCAUUCGCAGCCUUGGCAGACGGCCUUGUUCCAGGGCGUCCGGCUGCUCUGCGGGGGUGUUCUCAUAGAUGACCACUGGGUCCUCACAGCGGCCCACUGUAAAAAAGAGAAAUACACUGUACACCUGGGAGAGCACAGCCUGCAGAAUAAGGAUGGGCCAGAACAAAAAAUGUCUGUAGCGCAGUCCAUCCCACACCCCUGCUACAACAGCAGCAGUGAAGACCGCAGCCAUGACCUGAUGCUCGUUCGACUACGUGGCCGGGCCUCCCUGGGGCCCAAAGUGAAGCCCAUCAAACUGGCGGAUCACUGCCCUCAAGCUGGCCAGAAGUGCACCAUCUCAGGCUGGGGCACUAUCACCAGCCCCCAAGAGAAUUUUCCGGACGCCCUCAACUGCGCCCAAGUAAAAAUCGUUUCUCAGAAGCUGUGUGAGGAUGCCUACCCUGGGCGAGUCACAGAUAGCAUGGUCUGUGCAGGCGACAUUAGUGGGGCUGACACGUGCCAGGGAGAUUCUGGGGGCCCGCUGGUAUGUGAUGGUGUUCUCCAGGGCAUCACAUCCUGGGGAUCAGACCCCUGCGGACGGCCUGAGAAACCUGGUGUCUACACCAAAAUCUGCCGCUACCUAGACUGGAUUAAGAAGACCAUGAGCAGAAGAGCCUGAUCCAAAGAUGAGCUCUGGAUCCUCCUCAAUAAACUUGCA